Molecule: messenger RNA, 2165 nt
Organism: Asterias rubens (European starfish)
Lineage: Eukaryota; Metazoa; Echinodermata; Asteroidea; Forcipulatida; Asteriidae
Product: juvenile hormone acid O-methyltransferase-like
Exons: 6
Coding region: 397-1365 (322 amino acids)
Molecular function (GO): S-adenosylmethionine-dependent methyltransferase activity
Source: RefSeq, a predicted model, not a curated record
AGUAAUUACUGUUUCGUCGAGUUUUGUUUAUUACGAACUGUCGCUUGAGGGCGCGAUACUUGGCGACCGUUUUCCGAUAAACGCAUCAGAAACUGUAUUUCUCGAUAGCUUUACUGAUGUAAAAGGUUAUCUAAACUGCUUGAAUUUGUACUGAUACUGCUUAGAUUUACUGAUCGGCGUUUAGGGUGAGUGUUAUAGAAUUGUAUUGUUGGCUAAGACUUUCAGUAGUUUCGUAGUAUUAAAGAUAUUUCUAACGGUUUUUCUGCUCUUGAGAAGUUGUAAUAUGUUACAUGUACAUGCAUUUGAUGCACGUCAAAGUUCAAAGGUUAAAGUUCGGAUGUUUAUAAAUCCGUUUUAUAAGGUUCCAAGUUACAAGUUCUGCUUAUGUAAGAAUUUAUGAAUAUUCUAGAGCAAGUAUCAUCGAGGCCAGGAUUUGUUUACUGUAAAUCAGUUGGGCAUGUUCUUAUUGAUUUUAAAGGAACCUUUCGUAGGUCUCAUUUACUUCACCGACUGCACCAUGUUGCGAGGACGAGCAAACUGAGUCAGAGAGUGACUUUUAUCAGAGCCAAGAUGAAUUUUUCUGCCUCUAGUGAUUACUGUGGCGACGCCAGGGUCGUCCAACAUACAGUCAUAACACACAACAAGAAGAAGCUGACACUUUCACCCGAGGAUACCGUGCUAGACGUGGGAUGUGGUACCGGUGAAGAUACCAAAUUAACGGCGCUCAAAGUCGGCAAAGUCACAGGAAUUGAUCCAUCCAAAGAAAUGUUGGAGUUUGCUUUAAAAAACAAUUCCUCCUCCAACAUCACAUACCUGCUGGAAGACGCACAGACUGUCGGUGACAAUCCUGAUCUGCGCGGGAAAUUUGACAAAGUUCUUUGUUUCCAUGUUCUCCAUUGGGUUCCUGACGUCAUCAAGGCACUUGGGAGCAUUUGUGACUGUCUGAAACCGGGAGGGGAAGCUCUAAUCAUCAUGACCAACAACGAUGACAACUUUUUACCCUUCAAGGCAGAUCGGUUCUUGGAAGUCCAUAUAAAAUGGGGUCAAUAUACAAAUGGCUGUAAAUCUGCGAUUCAAUUGUGGAGUAAGUCGAUUCCAGCCACUGAGGAAGUACUCCGGUCGUGUGGUUAUGCAAAUGCCCAUUGUGAAGUUCAGGAACACGUCAUAGACCUAUAUGAGAAGCAAAUGAAAUUGUUUUUCAAGACGAUAAUGAAGCAACUUUCCAAGAUUCCCGAGAAUGAACGAGAGGAAUGUCUGGAAGAUUUGUGGGUAUGGGUGCAGACUCUCUUCCAACCAUCUCUCGGUGGCAAAACUGGAAGUAUCGCAGUCCCCAAAUGGUUCAUGGUUAUGCAUGCAAAGAAAUGAAAAUAAUGUGGGGGGCCUCUUUAGAGGAAAAGAAUAACACUGAGUAAUGGUCGACGACAAGGGUGGGAUAGAUCUAUUAGCAUAUUCCAAUGCCCUUUUCGACUUAAUACACGGCUUCGGCUUUGGAUUCAGCUUCGGCUUUGGAUUUGGGGGCAGGCUCCGUUUUCUCGUCUGAAGCCCUGAGCUUCGCGUACGCAACUCGCAAUAUUGUCCAGACAACCACGGGGCCAAGCUACCCUGAGCCGAAUCUGGAGCCGAAUCUGGAGCCGAAGCCCGGGUUUCUAAAAGGCCCCAUUCAAGUUGUUGUAGCUGUACAUUUUAACUCGAUUGAUGCCCUGACAAUAUGUAAUUUAUGCAAGCCGUUUGUCUAUAAUUAAAGGCGUAGUGCCGUUGUGGCAGGAGAUUCUGUCCCCAACUCUGUCUGGCGGCCUGUCUAUCCAGGACCUCUGGGAUGGGCUAAUCACUUGAACAGAUUCUUGUUCAGGAAGUACGACAUGGAUUGUAUGCAGUGCAUAGAAAUAUGGCGCAGUGUUGAGUGUGAUGCAUGUUGGGACUGCGCAUUAGUAAAACGUUGACGACAGUGCAUGAUACGUUUGCCCAUCCCAGCGCCUUUGGUACAAGCAAGGCGCUGGGGACGAGCGAAUGGGUGGAUAUGAUCCGAUUUACCCAAAUCUAAUAGUUUUUAUAUUAAAGUGUGUCCGCCAUACCUCAACAUGGCUUAUAUGGAUACCGUUAACAACGGUUUAUUUCUUUGAUGAUGUGUUUAGUUUGAAUAAAAUACUGCAGACCCGUACUUAGAA